UAGAUCGGACAAGAGCAACCGUAGACGAAAACAAUAUAACGAACCUGCAUAUUAAUCACGUUUUUGAGACAUCGGGAAGGUGGGUUCGCUCACUCGGUGCUGCUAUGUCUACUACGUACUCCCGUACUCAGGAGAGCGACGCGUGGGCCCUUCUGGCACUGAAAUCGGCACCGGCCAGCCCGACGAAGAUGCAGUGGAAUCCUGAGGCAAAAGGUGCGCCGAUUGCACGGCUAGAGGGUCGCGAGUUCGAAUACAUGGUUAGACAGCGGCGUAUCACCAUCGGACGUAACAGCAGCAAGGGUGAGGUCGACGUCAACAUGGGCCACUCCAGUUUUAUCUCACGACGACACCUCGAAAUCUUUUACGAUCAUCCGUUUUUCUUCAUGGUCUGCAACGGUAAAAACGGCGUUUUUGUUGACGGAGUCUUUCAGCGAAAGGGUGCGUCGCCUGGCUUCCAAUUACCAAAGACGUGCACAUUCAGAUUUCCAAGUACAAAUAUAAGACUCGUGUUUCAAUCACUAGUAGAUGAACAAGAACAAAGUAAUACACGAAUACCCUCUCCUCCAAAACAUAGAGCGCCAUUACCACCCUUACGUAUUAAUAUUCCGGAUACAGGCUACAGUAGCCCGUUUCCUUCACCUACUGGCACGAUCAGUGCUGCUAACUCGUGUCCUGCUAGUCCGCGCGCGGGACAGGGAAGGAGAAACGUAGCCGCGGACCUCCAUAUGGCAGCUGUGUACGCAGCUGCGUACGAUCCGCAAAACUCUAACAUAGAGAGAGUCGACGCUGGGCAAAGUUCGAGCAGGCAAAUAAGUCCCGAACCAGGCGUAGAGUCACGGUACAGAGGCAGUAGCAGUAUCGGUAGCGGUAGCGGCCCGCCGAAGGACGACUCGAAACCACCUUACUCCUAUGCACAACUGAUCGUACAAGCCAUCGCGUCCGCCGCGGACAAACAGUUGACGCUGUCCGGCAUUUAUUCGUACAUUACCAAGAAUUAUCCGUACUACAGGACUGCGGACAAAGGAUGGCAGAAUUCCAUAAGGCAUAAUCUUUCGCUGAAUCGUUAUUUUAUCAAAGUUCCAAGGAGUCAAGAGGAGCCAGGGAAAGGAUCGUUCUGGCGGAUAGAUCCGCAGUCAGAGGCGAAACUAACUGAAGGCGCGUUCAGACAGAAAAGGCAACGCGGGGUACCUUGUUUCCGAGCUCCAUUCGGACUCUCCUCGAGGAGUGCACCGGCUUCUCCGUCUCAUGUUGGGAUCAGCGGGUUGAUUACACCCGAGUGUCUCAGCAGAGAAGCGUCGCCGGGGCCGGAAUCUUAUCCGGAUAGUACUGUAUCUUCCCCGGCUGGUCAGCUGAGUAGUCAGUCGGCGCCAGGGUCGCCUGGCCACCCGUACGCAUCGACCAGUCAACCGGCUCACAAGGGUCGCCUAAUGCAACAGAUCACUGUUGUCACGAACGGCGUCGUCGGUGACACGUCUAGAGAAGAUAAAUACGGUAUAUCCGGGAAUACUACGGAAGAGCACUCUCUCUCGCCGACUGGUCAAUACAGUCCGGCUCCUGUUAUUGUACAGACUACAUAUAACUAUAGUGGAAGCUUUAUUAGUCCCGACGCAGGCGUCGGAGUUGGAAAGCGUUCGCACGAGGAAUCGGAUAGUUCUCCAGGCUCACCGGCGCCGCUCGCGAUCGUCGAAAGUCCCGAACCUCCCGAGCAUCAACAGCCAUCGGCGAAACGUCAACGUGUUCAUGAAAUGGACGACCACUGAACCGUCGUUCGUACUAGGCUAUCAUUACGUAGGACAUUUACUUUUUUUCUUUUUUUUCGUUACAUCGCGCUACUCGCUCAUUGUCAAAUACUAUAUCCGCACGCGCGUGUAUCUCACAUUUUUUCAUGUGUGCUCCAGUGAUCAUAUGCACACACGCUUUAAUGUUGGAAAUUUCAAAUCGAUGCCUAUAAAUCCACGCCGAGUUUAAAACUCUCUUCAUGCAUCUUCAUCAUCGACGCGUUAGUACAAGAGCGAAAUACGUACGUCUACGUAUCGAGUUCUGUACUACUUUUCAUUUUAGUUACCAUCACGAUGGUCUAUACUUUAGUCUCUGCGUACGACGAAUACUCGACACUCAGUUUAUUGUUCUACGCGAUAAAUGAAAAUAAUCACAUGAAACGUGAGAAAGGGCAGAUUCUAUCAGCUUGUUUUGGUGUUAAACGCCUUUCCCCCCCCCCCCCUUGAACUCUAUAGUAACACGAUCAUCGUCGUCAUUGCUAUCAUGAUCCAUCAGUAUGCAUUGUGCGUGUCUCGAUCUCCGCAUUCUCUUUGUUUUAUAAUGAUAUAGGUACGAGGAGAUGACGGGAGCUUUUACGUAUUUAUAAGAAGGAAUAAAUAUUUGUAACACUGUUGGAAGAGUAUUAUAUGUAAAAAGCAUCUUGAAUGAAGUCAUAUCGUAAUAUAUUCGAAAAAGAUAUUGAAUCUCGAUAGAUAAAAAUAUUGUGUCGAAACAGCUCACGUUGUUCGCCUUAGUGCCACGCAUUGAAAAGAAGGCCGUAUGUUUUAGGACGUUGAUUAUAUCGGAAAACCUUUGAAUUUUCCAUUGUAAAUAUCGCUCGCGGGGCCUGAGCAUCUUUUUUCUUCUUUUUUUUUUCCUUUUACAAAUCUAUUUCGUAUAAAGAUCCAUGGGAUAUCCUUUGCGAUAUACGUUUGAAUAUUUUCGUAAACGUUGGUUCUGUUGGACGUUGAAUAAUUGUACAUUUUAGAAAAGAGAAAUAUUUCUGUGGCCUCUUUCAAUUAGUUCUUCUAAUUUACAUCGUUCGAAUAUUAUCGACCGAUCGGUCGUUCGCGUUUAUCGAGGUGCCCGUGAAUCGUAGAUACAAACUUUAGAUCGUAGCUCCGCGUAUGAUUCUACGAAGUUUCUAUUUAAAAAGGAAGAAAAAAAGAAAAACGAAAAAAAUAAGCAAUAAUCUUAUGCUGACUACGUCGAUCGAAAUUUCUUUCUGACGUGCCUGUUUAUCUAACAAAAAAAGAUAUUAACGUAUUAUAAUCAUACAGGAAGAGGUGAUAGUAUUUUUGUUGCCACUUGUAAAUAAACUCUUAAAUGAAUAUGCAUCGCUUCGAAUGUUUCUUCUCUGCGUUUCGAAGAACGUUGAAAAAAAAAAAUACAAAUAAUGUCUGCUUGAUCUCGUGGUACGAGAUGAAUAAAUUAAUGAUGUAUAAUUUAAACCACACAAUUCAAAACGUCUCGAAGCGUUUCCCUCAUUGCACUCGUUCUACUCUGAAAUCUACACAAUCUCAUUCUGAACAGAUCUUAGUUUCUCGGUUCCCAGAAUCUUCCAAAAACUUCAGCAGGCGGAGACACACUUUGGUCACGCGCUCGAAACCAAAUUACGAGUUGUAUUCAGUUUUCACUGUCGAUAAUAAUAUUAUUGUACUGCAAAAUCAAAUCAAAUAAAUGUUAUUCUGUUUUUCA
Molecule: messenger RNA, 3456 nt
Organism: Ceratina calcarata
Lineage: Eukaryota; Metazoa; Arthropoda; Insecta; Hymenoptera; Apidae
Gene: FoxK
Product: forkhead box K
Exons: 6
Coding region: 105-1760 (551 amino acids)
Biological process (GO): regulation of transcription by RNA polymerase II
Molecular function (GO): protein binding; DNA-binding transcription factor activity, RNA polymerase II-specific; RNA polymerase II cis-regulatory region sequence-specific DNA binding
Source: RefSeq, a predicted model, not a curated record